AUGCCCAAAGAUAUUUACAAGACUUUCAAGCGAUCGAUAUCGGCUGUGACUGGAGUUGGAACUUCGAGUAACUCGGCUGGAGGAGCUGCGAGUAAUGGAGAGGUGAGUCUUGAGACGAAAAAAUCAUGAAAAAUGGUGUAUUUUGGGGUCUUGGAACGAUUGAAAAUGGUUCAUGUACCUUUAAAAAUCAUAAUUUUUGGUCUUGAGACCGAAAAAUCAUGAAAAAUGGUGUAUUUUGGGGUCUUGAGACGAUUAAAAAUGGUGCAUGUACCUUUAAAAAUGAUAAUUUUGGGUCUUGAAACGAUUGAAAACCAAGAAUUCCUAGAUAUGCACCUUUAAACUACCAAUUUUUGGUCUUGAAACGAUUCAAAAUGAUGAGAAGUUCACUGUGUACCUUUAAAAAUCGGAGUAGAUUUUUAAAGGCGCAUAGAACACUUCGAACAAUAUGUUAUGCGCCUUUAAAAAUCACAAAAUUUCAUAUUUUUGGUCUCGAAACGAUUGAAAAUCAAGAAUUCCUAGUUAUGCGCCUUUAAACUACCAUUUUUUGGUCUUGAAACGAUUUAACAUCAUGAGAAGUUUACUAUGUACCUUUAAAAAUCGGAGUAGAUGUUUAAAGGCGCAUAGAACACUUCGAAAAAUAGGUUAUGCGCCUUUAAAAAUCACAAAAUUGUAUAUUUUUGGUCUUGAAACGAUUGAAAACCAAGAAUUCAUAGUUAUGCGCCUUUAAAGUACCUAGUUUUGGUCUUGAAACGAUUUGAACUCAUGAGAAGUUUACUAUGUACCUUUAAAAAUCGGAGUCGAUUUUUAAAGGCGCAUAGAACACUUCGAAAAAUAGUUUUGGUCUUGACACGAAGGCACACGCCGCCUAACUAAUUCCUAUUGCAGUCCUCCUCCACACCAUCCACAUCAUCAUCAAGUGUAAAAUACCGUGGCGGUUCAGGUCGAACCUGGAUUCAUCCGCCCGAUUUUCUGAUCAACGGACGCGUCGAAUACGUGGCUCGAUUCUUGGGCACCGUCGAAACGGCAAAAGCGCAUGGCAGUGACGUGGCACGCGAGGCGAUUCAUGCGAUUCGAUUUCAGCGCGAUGUGAGUUGACUGGCUGAAAAUAAUCUGAAAUUAUCCACGAUUUUUCAGCUGAAACGAUCGGAACAGACGAGAGAAACGGCGAAAUUGCUGAAAGUCGAUAUUCAAAUAUCGAUCGAUAAUGUGGUGAUUGCGGACACCAAAAGCAAACAGAUUCUCUAUAAAUUUCCGCUUGGACGGAUCUCGUUUUGUGCCGAUGAUAAGGAUGUGAGUUUUUCUUCCGUGUAGGCGGCCACGCGGAUUGAUAUGAUAUGGUAAACGUCAUAGCAAUUCGCGUGGCCGCUAAAGCGGAAGCUUGCGGUUUACAUUUGCGAGAGUAUGUCCCUUUGAGGGGCUUUCAAAGGGACAUACACUCGCGCAAAGCGCUCGAAGCCGCUUACGCGGAAGCUUGCGGUUCACACUCGCUUCGCUCGAGCGACAAAGUCGCGAGUGUAGACCGCAAGCUUCCGCUUCAGCGGCACUGUCUUCCGCUUCAGCGGCCACGUGGAUUACUAUGACGUGGAAUAUCACUAGGAUAGCGAUCCGCGUGGCCGCUAAAGCGGAAGACAGUGCCGCUGCGCGGAAGCUUGCGGUUCACACUCGCUUCGCUCGGGCUAUGACGUGGCAAAUCUGAUGAAUUUAAAGCUCAAAAAAUUCAGAAUAAUGAAUUUUUGGAUAAUUUUAAUCGAUUCAUCUAUUGAUAUCAAUUUUCGGUCUUGAAGAAAUUUCAAACCAAUUUCUUGAAACGUAAAAAUUUCGGGAAUUUUUUUUUGAAAAUCAAUAUUUGAAAAUUUUUUUGUCCAGUGUAAACGCGGAGUAUUGUAGUUUUUUCCGAGCGAAGCGAGUGUAAACCGCAAGCUUCCGCGUAAGCGGCACUAUCUUCCGCUUUAGCGGCCACGUGGAUUGCUAUGACGUAGAAUAUCACUAGGAUAGCAAUCCACGUGGUCGCUAAAGCGGAAGAUAGUGCCGCUGACGCGGAAGCUUGCGGAUUACACUCGCUGCGCUCGACCCGAGCGCUGUGCGGGAGUGUAGACCGCAAGAUUCCGCGUCAGCGGCACUAUCUUCCGCGAAGCGGCCACGCGGGUUGCUAUUACGUGGUUUUUGAAAUUAACCAUAACGUAGAACGUAAACGCGGAGCUUCGUAGUUUUCCGAGCGAAGCGAGUGUAAACCGCAAGCUUCCGCGUCAGCGGCAUCGUGGAUUGUUAUGACGUGGUUUUUUCUAGUCUGAAAUUAACCCUAUCCCAAUUUUUCCAGGACAAACGUAUGUUUUCAUUCAUCGCCCGUGCCGAAGGUCAAAACUCCAAACACAGUUGCUUCGCAUUCACCUCCGAAAAACUGGCCGAAGAAAUCACUCUAACCAUCGGCGAAGCCUUCGAUCUUGCCUACAAAAGGUUCCUCGACAAAAAUCGAAGCUCUCUCGAAAACCAAAAACAAGUCUUCAUCUUACGAAAGCGAAUCGCUGAACUCGAAGCCGAAAAUCAGGUGUUGAGUCAGCGAUUGGCCGAAUCGAUUCGGGCCAAUAAGGGCUCCCCUGGGGGCCAUUUUGGAGCCGUGGGUAAUCUUAUGGAUGCUCCAGCUUUGCCAUGCUCACCAAUGCCAAAAGGUCCGCCGCCAAACCUCCCUGGGGGAAUCUACUCAACCCCGAGGCCUGAUUUGAUGACGGCACCAUUGGAACAGGCGCCCAAACUGCCCUCGCCCAGACCUCCCGCUGUCCUGCCCCCACCACCUCCACCAAUUGCACCAAGACGGCAGAAUUUGGGAGCUCCAGGAGCAGCUCAAGAAUUGGAAGGUGUGGAAUUGAAGUCGGCGCCGGAGGUUUUUGACGAUGAUUUUGAUCCGAGAGCCGGGGAGAAGGAGGAGAAAAAGAGCUAUGGUGAGUUUGAGCUGAAAAUUUGACUGAAAAUCGGGGAUUUUUGCACAUUUUUCGCUGAAAAUUCGAAAUUUUCAUUGAAAUUUGGAUAUUUUUAGUGAAAAUUGGAGAAAAACCAAGAAUUUUGAGCCAAAAUGACACAAUUUUUGCUGAAAAUCUCGGAUUUUGGCUGAAAAUCCUCGAUUUUUAAGCUGAAAUUCGAAAUUUUCAUUGAAAUUUGGAUAUUUUUAGUGAAACUUGGAGAAAAACCGAGAAUUUUGAGCCAAAACAACAAUUUUGCUGAAAUUUGACUGAAAAUCCCGGAUUUUUUGAGGUGAAAUUCGAAAUUUUCAUUGAAAUUUGGAUAUUUUUAGUGAAAAUUCGAAAAAUUUUGAUUUAAAAAAUCCACGUGGUAAAAAAUCUUUCAGAUCCAUUCGGCGACGAUUUCCUCACCGAAAAACUGGCAGCCGCCAGUAGUCCCUCAACAUCUUCCGCUUCCGCGUCCGCUUCCGCACCACCGCCCCCGAAAACCGCCGCCGAUUUCCAGGCGAUGAUCGAGAAUGUGGAGAAGCGGUUGGCGGAAAUCGGAACGAAUUUUUGCGAUGAUGAUGAUUUUGGACAAUUCGAGACGGGCGAGUUGAGCGGAAUGGACGCGGAAAACGCGUACGGUGUGCCGACGGAUCAAUUGAAUGCGCAAGUUAUGAAUUUGAAACAGUAG
Molecule: messenger RNA, 3630 nt
Organism: Caenorhabditis angaria
Lineage: Eukaryota; Metazoa; Nematoda; Chromadorea; Rhabditida; Rhabditidae
Source: the annotation of a GenBank genome assembly